Histoplasma capsulatum G186AR is the source of this 2268-nucleotide messenger RNA. RefSeq names its product DNA damage response protein RcaA. The record is from RefSeq and is a predicted model, not a curated record. The coding region runs from base 1 to 2052 and encodes 683 amino acids. NCBI's taxonomy places the organism in Eukaryota, Fungi, Ascomycota, Eurotiomycetes, Onygenales, Ajellomycetaceae. Gene Ontology annotation, biological process: mitotic G2 DNA damage checkpoint signaling; double-strand break repair via homologous recombination. The transcript is spliced from 6 exons. Gene Ontology annotation, molecular function: protein binding; damaged DNA binding. Gene Ontology annotation, cellular component: Mre11 complex.
AUGUGGAUAUUAUCGUCCGAUGGUGAUUUCCUCCGUGGCAAACGAGUAUGGCUGAAGCCCGGGAAGCAAUAUCUAUUUGGCCGAGUGAAAAAGAACGGAGUGCACCAUGCAAUCGACAACGUAACUAUCUCGCGACAACAUUUGGUAAUUGAAGUCGGGCGGGUAAAGCCGGGGGAUGGAUUACAUGUCCACGCAAAAUCGCGGCUCAAAGUUACCGACCAGAAGACGAAGUGUGGAACUAUAAUUGACGGAGAGCCGAUCAAGGGCUUGAGCAAGGAGCUCAACAAGGACGAACACGUCAUCCAGAUUGGCAAAUAUCCACACCCUCUAAGGAUCAAGUGGCACCCUGUCGUUCUGAGCUUCUCACUUCCGUCAAAGACGAAUGAUCCACUCAGCCAAGCUCGCUCUAGCCUUGAAGAACUCGAUAUCAAAACCGUAGUCCCUUAUGUUGUUGGCAAGACAACCCACGUUGUUCAAAACAAACGCAAUACUUCAAAUGGGCUUCAGGCAUUGAUUAAUGGAAGACACAUCGUACACAAAUCGUACAUUGAGGCCAUUGUAUACGCGGCGGCACCUGGCGACCUUGAGAGUGAAGAAGCACUUUGUCCUCUGGAGGAGGAUUUUGAUGCCUUCUGGCCGGACCCAACACAGUACCUACCCCCUCGGGGCAAAGAACCUUCCCGGAGGUCGGACGCAGCCUACCAACCAGAUCCUAGCAGAGUUAACGUAUUCGAGGGAUAUACAUUUAUUUUCUGCGAUGGUAGCAGAUUUGAUGAUUUACAGGGCCCGAUUACGAACGGUCAUGGAAAAGCUUUGCUCUACGAGAUUGAACGUGGAAGAACCACUGCGGAGGAUAUAGUUAAUUAUAUGAAACAAGUUGCGGGUAACAAGGGAUUAGGAAAUUUCGACGGCAGUGGGGGUGUUAUUCUCGUGCAGUUUCGAAAGGCGGACGAGCAUUGCGAUUGGGAUAUAGAAAUCGAAAAUAGGGUCGCUUCACUAACAGGUCAGAAGAUUGUUGAAACAAAUGAGUUUCUAGAUGCCAUACUCGGCAAUGACGCAUCCUCGCUUAUCCGGUCCUACCGGAUGAAUCUAUUUGCGAGUGAAUCGCAAGUACUCGGCGAACGAGUGCCGAUGGAGGAUGAUGAACCCAGGAGGAUGGGGUUACAUAACACAAAGGCUGCCAGCCACUCAUCGAAACGAUCUCGUACGCGGACAUACGUUAGCAAGUUCAAGACAUUCGACGAUGGAUUCGACAUGGAUUCCAUUCCGAUGUAUACUCUGGAGCAUGGUAGCGGAUCGGAGGAAACCUCUCAAGCUCGGAUUCCUGACUCCUUACUGGGCCAAUCUCAGACAAGUAUACACUUGUCUGAAGGCGAGGAGAUUGUCUCAGAACUCUUGCCAGGCGCUGCAGCGAUGAAGAUACGCCUUGCAGAAGGUCGGAAACGAGCCAAAUCUACCCCUCCACCUGAAGCCUCGCAGAAACCAAAGAGGGCAAGGUUGAAUGUAAUGGAAGCGGCCCGGCAACGUCGCCUGGCUGUUGAUGAAGAAGCCAUGCAGCAGCGAGAACAAGAGGUUGCACCCUUCUGUGCGAUGACGGAAGGAGUUGAGAUCGGACAAUUGCGGAACCUUGCAAUUGUUGAAGAGAUGGUGAUGCCGGCAAUGUCUCACGAACAGGUAGACCCAACCCACAGCGUCAGGUAUGAUGAGCGCUGGAGUGGACGAAACAACUUUAAAAAGUUUCGGAGGAAGGGACAUGGCUGUCCAAUUCCGCAUUCUGUUCAACCUGUUAUCGUUCCGUUGGAAGAAGUUAAGCGGAAGGACUCUGGCCUUGGCGAGACGUGCUGGAGGACAAGGCAGCCGAAGUCCGCAUGUCAGACUUCCAAUGAUCGGACCAAGGAGACUCCAAGUACUUCACACCCCAUUGUUCUGCGAAACAGAUCCCUCACUCCACCUUCAAGGAUUGGUAAGCGAUCUCGAGAUACGCGAGUUUCAGGGGGGUCUGAUAGUGAUGAUGGGUUGAGAUUCCGCUUUAGAAUAAGGAAAGGAAAAUGAAAUCUCGCGCGGCUGGAUCUCACACCAAAGUUUUGAAUGGCGCUAAAAUGUGUAGCUAUCCCACCCAAACUUAUUUUGUCGGAAACAGGUCAUGACCCGUCAACGUUUCGGCGAUGAUUUCCGCAAUAAACGUCCUUCUCUAACGCUUUUGGUUCCACAUAUGGAGGUAAAAGUAAAUAUCUAUUUGGAAUGGAAGCCCCAAAACUUGCGUAAAAG